AUGUCCGCUGCAAAGCCCCGGACGACAUAUUUCUCCAAUGGCCAGACUCUCGAAAGGCCGCCACUUUCUGUCCGUGUCAGUCGGUUCAUCAACGAUGCCUACGGCUUUCUGGGGCUGUAUGCCGUGAGUCUGUUCUCUCUCGAUCCGUACGCCGCCGCCGAGAGCUCUCAGUUCAACAUUCACCGACCGAAUAGCUCGUCCGGUUCCCGCCCGCUAAAUGGACGCACCAACUACUAUGGUGGCGGUGGAGGCGGAAGUGGAGGGGGAGGUGGCCCAGGAUCCGGUUCUGGUCGGCGGAUUGGCCGGGUGGACGAUGUUCGGGGGCCGGAAUGUGGCAGCUGCAGAUAA
This is a messenger RNA of Penicillium argentinense, 348 nucleotides long. RefSeq lists its product as uncharacterized. The coding region runs from base 1 to 348 and encodes 115 amino acids. The transcript has 3 exons. NCBI's taxonomy places the organism in Eukaryota, Fungi, Ascomycota, Eurotiomycetes, Eurotiales, Aspergillaceae. The record is from RefSeq and is a predicted model, not a curated record.